This is a messenger RNA of Juglans regia (Persian walnut), 5077 nucleotides long. Its product is annotated as regulatory-associated protein of TOR 1-like. The transcript is spliced from 23 exons. Gene Ontology annotation, cellular component: cytoplasm; TORC1 complex. Lineage: Eukaryota; Viridiplantae; Streptophyta; Magnoliopsida; Fagales; Juglandaceae. Gene Ontology annotation, molecular function: protein binding; protein-macromolecule adaptor activity. The record is from RefSeq and is a predicted model, not a curated record. Gene Ontology annotation, biological process: regulation of autophagy; positive regulation of cell growth; cellular response to starvation. Bases 424 to 4515 code for a protein of 1363 amino acids.
AAGUCACAACACACAAAGAGAGUCUCUUACAAAAUCCUCUUAAAACUAUUCAGAGAGAUUUCUGUUUUGGCUGCCGCCACCACCACAUGCGCCUCUAUCGUUCUCUUCGGGGUCUAGGGUUUGUAGGGUUUUCAAAGACCUUCAGUUGCUUAUCUAGGGCUUUUCGAGCUGGAUUCUCUCACUUUUCUCAGACGCAUCUCCAUGCGCCGCUGGUUUAGUGGCUUCGUUGAUUAGAUAGGCGUCGCUUCUCUCUCUUCCUCUUUCAAUUGAUAUCUGACUCUCUCAAUCUUUGCCAUACUAAUUAGCUCCACUCAAAAGCCUAGGGUUUGAUUUGUUCAUUUUGAGAUACUAUGGCUUUCCGUUCAGGGCAAGUGGUUGGUUUGCCGAUUGGGUUUGCACUUUGAGGGGGUUCGGGAGAUUUGAAUGGCAUUGGGGGAUUUGAUGGCGUCUCGGUAUUCGCAAUCUUCGGUUGUGACAACGGUGGUCUCGAAUCACUUCGACGAGUCCGCUUCGAGCCACGAAGACGGGGAUUUGGGUUCACAGAGAAGGGAUUCGGAGACUGCCAGCAGUAGUCAUGGGAAUGCGUCGGCUUCCACCACUACGAGCAUGGCAUACUUGCCCCAGAACAAAGUGUUUUGUGAGCUUCGGCACGAGGCCUUCGAGGCUUGUGUGCCUACCGGCCCAUCCGAUAACGGUUUGGUUUCGAAAUGGCGACCUAAGGACCGAAUGAAGACGGGAUGUGUUGCUCUAGUUUUAUGCUUAAACAUUAGUGUUGAUCCACCUGAUGUAAUCAAGAUAUCUCCUUGUGCCAGAAUGGAGUGCUGGAUAGAUCCUUUUUCUAUGAUACCUCAAAAAGCACUCGAGACAAUUGGAAAAACCUUGAGUAGUCAGUAUGAAAGGUGGCAACCAAAGGCUCGCUAUAAGUAUCAACUUGAUCCUACCAUGGAGGAAGUGAAGAAACUUUGUAAUACAUGUCGUAAAUAUGCCAAGUCAGAGAGAGUUCUGUUCCAUUAUAAUGGACAUGGUGUGCCGAAACCUACGGCUAAUGGUGAAAUUUGGCUCUUUAAUAGGAGUUAUACACAGUAUAUCCCCUUGCCAAUCAGUGACCUUGAUUCCUGGUUGAAGACUCCAUCGAUAUAUGUUUUUGACUGCUCUGCUGCUGGGAUGAUUAUCAAUGCCUUCACUGAGCUUAAUGACUGGGGUGCUUCUGGAUCCUCGAGGGAUUGCAUUCUGCUUGCGGCCUGUGAAGCACACGAGACUCUUCCACAGAGUGCUGAAUUUCCUGCUGAUGUGUUUACUGCUUGCCUCACUACUCCUAUAAAGAUGGCAUUACGAUGGUUCUGCAAACGUUCCUUGCUUCACGAGUCCCUUGAUGAUUCCCUCAUAGAUAAAAUUCCUGGCCGCCAGAAUGAUCGGAAAACACUUCUGGGUGAAUUGAACUGGAUUUUUACCGCUGUGACUGACACAAUUGCAUGGAAUGUUCUUCCUCAUGAUCUUUUUCAGAGACUGUUCAGACAAGAUUUGUUAGUUGCCAGUUUAUUUCGAAACUUUUUACUUGCGGAGCGAAUUAUGCGUUCUGCUAAUUGUUCCCCCAUCUCUCAACCAAUGUUGCCACCAACCCAUCAACAUCAUAUGUGGGAUGCGUGGGACAUGGCUUCUGAGAUUUGCCUUGCUCAGCUUCCAUCACUGAUUGAGGACCCUAAUGCAGAGUUCGUAGCUAGUCCAUUUUUCACUGAGCAGUUGACAGCUUUUGAGGUAUGGCUUGACCAUGGAUCUGAACAUAAGAAACCGCCAGAGCAGUUGCCCAUUGUUCUUCAGGUUUUACGUAGCCAAAGUCAUCGAUUUCGGGCACUGGUUCUUCUUGGAAGAUUCCUUGAUAUGGGACCCUGGGCAGUAGAUCUGGCUCUGUUUGUUGGAAUCUUCCCAUAUGUCUUGAAGCUAUUGCAAACAAUAACACCAGAGGUUCGGCAAAUUCUUGUAUUCAUAUGGACAAAGAUUCUUGCUCUUGAUAAGUCAUGUCAGGUUGAUCUAGUAAAGGAUGGGGGGCAUACAUAUUUCAUUAGAUUUCUUGAUAGCAUGGAAGCAUAUCCAGAGCAGCGUGCAAUGGCUGCAUUCGUUUUGGCUGUAAUUGUUGAUGGGCACAGAAAGGGCCAGGAAGCCUGUGUUGAAGCUGAUUUAAUUCAUGUCUGCUUGAAGCACCUUCAGGGUUCAACCCCAAAUGAGUCAACUGACCCCCUAUUUCUUCAGUGGCUUUGCCUCUGUAUGGGAAAGCUGUGGGAGGAUUUCACAGAGGCCCAAAUAAUGGGCUUGCAGGCUGAUGCCCCUGCGAUAUUUGCUACCCUACUCUCUGAGCCCCAACCAGAGGUCAGGGCUUGUGCUGUUUUUGCCCUUGGUACCCUGCUUGACAUGGGGGCCCACUCUAGAGAUGGUGUUGGAGGAGAUGAAGAAUGUGAUGAUGAUGAAAAGAUCAGGGCUGAGAUUAGUAUCACUAGAAGCCUUUUAAGUGUUGUUGCUGAUGGAAGUCCACUGGUCAGGGCUGAGGUUGCCGUGGCGCUUGGGCGCUUUGCCUUUGGCCACAACAAGCAUCUCAAGUCAAUUGCUGCUGCAUAUUGGAAACCCCAGUCUAAUUCUCUGCUGAAUUCCAUACCUUCUUUGGCUCAUAUAAAAAGUACAGGCAGUGGAUAUGGUAACCCAAACCAGUACAUAUCGCAUGGAAACAUUGUUUCAUCCCAAGUUGGUUCCGUUUUAAGAGUUGGCAAUGACAAUCCAUCAGUGGUUCGAGAUGGAAGGGUCUCCACCAGCAGCCCUCUAGCUAACUCUGGAAUUAUGCAUGGUUCUCCUUUGUCUGAUGAUUCAUCUCAACAUUCUGAUUCUGGAAUAUUGAAUGAUGGUGUCAGCAAUGGGGUUGUUAACCAUUCCAGGUCAAAACCUCUGGACAAUGCAAUGUAUUCACAAUGUGUAUUGGCUAUGUGUACAUUAGCCAAGGAUCCAUCUCCGCGCGUAGCAAGUCUUGGUCGGCGGGUACUGUCCAUUAUUGGGAUUGAACAAGUGGUGGCAAAACCUUUCAGGACCACCAGCGGCAAUGUUCGGCCUGGUGAACUGGCAAAAGCAUCUCCAAGUCCUAAUCUUUCUGGACUAGCUCGUUCAUCUUCGUGGUUUGACAUGAGUGGAGGUCAUUUACCUUUAACCUUCCGAACGCCUCCUGUCAGCCCUCCUCGACCCAGUUAUUUAACUGGAAUGCGAAGAGUUUGCUCUUUAGAGUUCAGGCCUCAUCUUAUAAAUUCUCCUGACUCAGGAUUAGCUGACCCUCUUCUUGGUUCUGGAGGUUCAUCUGGGGUUUCGGAACGCAGUUUACUUCCGCAGUCAACAAUCUAUAAUUGGAGUUGUGGCUACUUCUCCAAGCCACUUCUUACUGCUUCAGACGAUAGUGAUGUAAUACUAGCUAGAAGAGAAGAGAGGGAGAAAUUUGCAUUGGAGCAUAUAGUUAAAUGCCAGCACUCAUCCGUUAGCAGGCUUAAUAAUAAUAAUCAAAUUGCUAGCUGGGAGACAAAGUUCGAAACAGGCACCAGCACAAUACUGCUGCAACCUUUCACUCCUGUUGUUAUUGCUGCAGAUGAGAAUGAACGGAUCAGGAUAUGGAAUUAUGAGGAAGCUACCCUGCUCAACUCUUUUGAUAAUCACGAUUUUCCUGACAAAGGAAUUGCUAAGCUCUGCCUUAUAAAUGAACUUGAUGACAGCUUGCUUCUUGCUGCUUCAUGUGAUGGAAAUAUUCGAAUUUGGAAAGAUUAUGAUCUGAAGAAUAAACAAAAGCUUGUAACCGCAUUCUCUUCAAUUCAAGGGCAUAAAUCUGUUGUGCGAAGUUUAAGUGCUGUUGUGGAUUGGCAACAGCAGUCCGGAUAUUUGUAUGCUUCUGGUGAGAUGUCAUCCAUCAUGCUUUGGGAUCUGGAUAAAGAGCAGCUUGUUAGUUCCACUCCCUCGACAUCAGAUUGCACCAUCUCAGCAUUGGCUGCUUCUCAAGUUCACGGGGGUCAAUUUGCAGCUGGUUUUGUGGAUGGCUCUGUCAGACUCUAUGAUAUUCGGAAACCAGAAAUGCUUGUUUGUGAAACACGACCGCACUCCCAAAAGAGCGAAAGAGUUGUGGGAAUUGGCUUCCAACCUGGGCUUGAUCCUGCAAAGAUUGUUAGCGCAUCUCAAGCUGGAGACAUUCAAUUCCUUGAUAUCAGAAAUGAUAGGGAUGCCUACCUCACAAUUGAUGCUCACAGAGGCUCCCUUACAGCUUUAGCUGUUCAUAGACAUGCCCCGGUUAUUGCCAGUGGUUCAGCCAAACAGCUUAUCAAAGUCUUUAGCCUUGAGGGUGAACAACUAGGCACUAUUCGGUACCUGCAUACAUUCAUGGGCCAGAAGAUAAGUUCUGUAAGCUGCCUUGCCUUCCAUCCCUACCAAGUAUUGCUUGCUGCUGGUGCUGUAGAUGGUUGUGUCACUGUCUAUGCCAACGAUAACUCUCAAGCAAGAUGAAGGCGAGUUAUUUCCUGGUGUCUGUUUGAUAUAGGCUUCUAAUCGGAGGGAUUAGAGGGACAUAAGUGCAUGAGACUUCCAUUGGAGUCACUGCUGCAGCUUUCACUGGUGCGGUUGGAUCAUCACGUGCCACACAUUCUCGCUUCCCAAAUUCUUCUUCGCUGUCAAUGUAUCGUGGAAUCCUGGUUGGGUGCUUUCUACCAAUGGUGUGCUAUACAUUCGUUAGCCCCCCCCGGCCCUGUGGGUCACGGCUUUAAGUACAUAUUUAUUGGGGGGCUUCGACAAAUAAUCUGUCACGAGUAAAUGAGUGUAAAUAGUUUAUCCUCUUUAUAUAUAGAUAUAUGUAUUUCUCCAUUUUAGCGUCUUCAUUGUUUCUUCCGCCUGUUAAAACGUGUAAAUGCAGCACUCUGUCACGAUUCUGAGAAUUUCCCAUAGUGCUGUGGGUUGAACUCCUGAAACACGGGGGAUUCAACUUCACCCCUGUUCCUUUAACUUUAUGAUGUUGGUGGUGAUGGUCACUUGGUUCUUUCAUUAACGAUUAUCUAACGUGUAGAUUAGUUGA